AUGCUCCUCUCUAAAGGCUUUUGUUAUCUUCUUCCUCUCCAGGCUGCAAUGGCUCUAGCUUCUAUGCAGUCUGAGCUGGAUGUUAAUGCGAAAUGUAGAAAGGCACUUGAGAUUGCUACAUCAGCCGAUGUCUCGAUUCUCGAGGAACUUGAACUCCCGGAGGCUCAGCCUCAGUUGGAUGAGGCUUCGCCAGUGGCCGUUUAUCAAGGAGUCGGUAUCAACGAUGCACUUUCUGUGACAAUAACGGAAUCCUCAAGUGGACAAGAUGCGCUCGAGGACAUCGCUGCACAAAAAAUGGACAUUGGUGCAGCUGGACUGACAGCACCAGUAGUGGAGUGUGUAGCUAGACCCGAAAGCAAUUCCAAGCAUUUGAAUGCCAGUGGAUACUUCCAGUAA
Penicillium angulare is the source of this 396-nucleotide messenger RNA. RefSeq lists its product as uncharacterized. The transcript is spliced from 4 exons. NCBI's taxonomy places the organism in Eukaryota, Fungi, Ascomycota, Eurotiomycetes, Eurotiales, Aspergillaceae. The record is from RefSeq and is a predicted model, not a curated record. Bases 1 to 396 code for a protein of 131 amino acids.